Molecule: messenger RNA, 1185 nt
Organism: Colletotrichum higginsianum IMI 349063
Lineage: Eukaryota; Fungi; Ascomycota; Sordariomycetes; Glomerellales; Glomerellaceae
Product: FMN-dependent dehydrogenase
Exons: 2
Coding region: 1-1185 (394 amino acids)
Molecular function (GO): FMN binding; oxidoreductase activity
Source: RefSeq, a predicted model, not a curated record
AUGACUGUCGUUAAAGAUGCCCGCCGCCCGGAGCCGGUCAACGUUGCCGACGUGCACAAGAUCGCAAAGGAGAAGCUCUCCAAGCCGGUGUGGGACUACUACCAGACCGGCGCCGACGAUGAGUACACGCUCGAGCGCAACCACGCCGCUUACAACGACAUCCUUCUCCGACCUCAGAUGCUGCGCAACGUGAGCAACAUCGACACCAGCACCACCAUCUUCGGCAAACGGUACGACAUCCCCAUCGCCGUCGCCCCGAGCGCGUACCAGAAGCUCGUCGGCGGCGAGGGCGAGCUCGACGUCGCCCGCGCCGCCGCCAACCUCGGCACGAACCUUACUCUCUCGACCAACGCGACCACGUCCCUCGAGGACGUCGCGCGGGCGAUUCCCGAACGCGGGCCCGACCGCCCGCGGCCGUGGUUCCAGCUCUACUUCCUCGGCAACCGGGACCUCACGGCGAAGCUGAUCCGCCGCGCCGAGGACGCCGGCUACGAGGCGCUCGUGCUGACCGUUGACACCGUGAUCCUGGGCAACCGCCUGCAGGAGCGGCGGACGCCGCUCGAGCUGCCGCCGGGCGUCGCCAUGGCCAACGUCGAGUCGCGCAGGUCCGGCGCCAUCUCGACCGCCGGCAUGCUCCUGCGGGCCAAGACGGCCGCCGAGCACCGGAGGAUCCAGGAGGAGAACCGCGACCACCUGGUCGACGCCAGCCUCGAGUGGCACGAGGUCAUCCCCUGGCUGCGGUCGCAGACCAAGAUGAAGAUCGUCCUCAAGGGCAUCCUGACGGCCGAGGACGCCCAGCGGUCCGUCGAGGCCGGCGUCGACGCCAUCGUCGUCUCGAACCACGGCGGCCGCCAGCUCGACGGCGUGCCCUCGACCAUCGAGGCCCUGCCCGAGAUCGCCGACGUCGUGAGGGGCAGGAUCCCCGUCAUCGUCGACGGCGGCAUCACCCGCGGCACCGACGUCUUCAAGGCCCUCGCCCUCGGCGCCGACCUGUGCCUCAUCGGGCGGACGGCCCUGUGGGGGCUCGCCUGGGACGGCCAGAAGGGUGUCGAGGGCGUGCUGAACAUCCUCGAGAGGGAGCUGGCGCGGGCCAUGGCCCUGAUGGGCGUGGCGAGCCUGAAGGACAUCUCGAGGGGGCUGCUUGGCCGGGCCAGGCAGAACGGGUUCGGCGUUGCGAAGCUGUAG